ACAGCUCGUGAAGAGCCAGCAGUGAGAGUGUGUGGAGCUACAGGAGAGAUUCCUGUUUCAGCAGCCUCUCUCCCCCGGGGGGAGACAGCACUCCCCACUCCCUCUCAGUCUCCUCGCCUCUGUCUGGCCUCAGCAGCUCUUUCACAGACCCUGGAGUCCCUCACUCGACAGUGUCCCAAUGAUUGCCCACACAGCUCCCAACCAGUCCCUGGUAACGGCUCCUAAUCUCAGCGCAGUCAACAGCUCCAAUGGCUCACUCAUUUGCCCCGAAGGUAAUUUCUGGGAGUGGAUGUACACCUUUCAGCCGAUUUACAUCGUGGUGGUGUGUGUCACUGGCGUUGUGGGGAACAGCUUUGUCCUGAUCGUCCUGUGUUUACAGAAAGGACGUUGCACGAGGCCAGAGUUCUACCUGGGGAGUCUGGCUGGGGCUGACCUGCUCCUAUUGGUUGGCCUCCCCUUCUGGGCUGUUAACAUUGCCCUCCACUACGAAUGGCCCUUUGGAGAUUUCCUGUGCCGUUACGUCAACUCGGUGAUCUAUAUGAACUUUUACAGCAGUGUCUACUUCCUGGUGAUGGUCAGCAUUGACCGCUACCUGGCUCUGGUGAAAGUCCUUCAUUACAGCAGAAUACGGACACUCUCAUGUGUCAAGAUCAACUGCUUCAUCAUCUGGAUGUUCGGCUUGCUGAUGAGUAGUCCCAUCAUCAUAUUCCGAAGAGUGAUCUAUGUGGAAGACAGUGCCCCAAUGAUUGUCCACACAGCUCCCAACCAGUCCCUGGUAACGGCUCCUAAUCUCAGCGCAGUCAACAGCUCCAAUGGCUCACUCGCUUGCCCCGAAGGUAAUUUCUGGGAGUGGAUGUACACCUUUCAGCCGAUUUACAUCAUGGUGGUGUGUGUCACUGGCGUUGUGGGGAACUGCUUUGUCCUGAUCGUCCUGUGUUUACAGAAAGAACGCUGCACGAGGCCAGAGGUCUACCUGGGGAGUCUGGCUGGGGCUGACCUGCUCCUAUUGGCUGGCCUCCCCUUCUGGGCUGUUAACAUUGCCCUCCACUACGAAUGGCCCUUUGGAGAUUUCCUGUGUCGUUACGUCAACGCAGUGAUCUAUAUGAACUUUUACAGCAGUGUCUACUUCCUGGUGAUGGUCAGCAUUGACCGCUACCUGGCUCUGGUGAAAGUCCUUCAUUACAGCAGAAUACGGACACUCUCAUGUGUCAAGAUCAACUGCUUCAUCAUCUGGAUGUUCGGCUUGCUGAUGAGUAGUCCCAUCAUCAUAUUCCGAAGAGUGAUCUAUGUGGAAGGUUUGAACAUCUCUGCCUGCUUACUUGAUUACCCUAAUAAGUAUUGGGUUCUGAAGAUGGACAUUCUGAUGGUUGCCAUUGGUUUCCUGAUCCCUGCGUUCAUCCUCAGUUUCUGCACAUUUCAGAUCCUGAAGGUCCUGAGAAACAACCAAAUGCAGCGCUUCAAGCAAGUGCGAAGGGAAAGCAAGGCAGCCAUCUUGGUGCUCGCUGUCCUUUUGGCCUUUGUCAUUUGCUGGCUGCCUUUUCAACUGCUGCGGUUCCUCAGGAUCUUUGUGUUUUCAAACAUCCUGCAGGGCUGCUCAUUAGAAAGAGCGGUUAGUAACAGCAAUCAGAUUGCGAGCUUCCUGGCCUGCACCAACAGCUGCAUUAACCCCAUGCUCUAUGUCCUUGUGGGAAAGCAGUUCAGGAAGAAAGCACGGGAGGUGUGGGUCCGAACUGUGAUCAGGAAGAGAGCUGAAACAAAAUCUCAGUGACUCCCUGAAGACCCACGACACAUUGCCCACACACAAAGAGCUGAUUCUCUCGUGAAUGAGGUGGAUGGCACUAACACCUCUGACCUGACAAUAUUUCUUGUGAUACGUGGCAUUAGUCUAGUUAGCAGCUGGCAUGAUGAGAAAAUGAAUCCAAUCUCUGUAUAAUGUAAAGGAAUGUAAUAAAAUGUCCUGACCCCAA
Molecule: messenger RNA, 1967 nt
Organism: Hemiscyllium ocellatum (epaulette shark)
Lineage: Eukaryota; Metazoa; Chordata; Chondrichthyes; Orectolobiformes; Hemiscylliidae
Product: B2 bradykinin receptor-like
Exons: 3
Coding region: 179-1768 (529 amino acids)
Biological process (GO): smooth muscle contraction; G protein-coupled receptor signaling pathway; vasoconstriction
Cellular component (GO): membrane
Molecular function (GO): bradykinin receptor activity
Source: RefSeq, a predicted model, not a curated record